GGCGAGAGGGCGAAGAGGGUCCGGGGGACUGUGAAGCGGGAGGGGAGGGCUCGUUGCAGGGAACAGGUUGCGCUCGUCGUCCCCCCCCCCCGCCCCCAGAUGGCGGAUUUCGUGGUUCCCCGGCACAGCGCGGUGAUGGAGCGCCUCCGCCGGCGGAUAGAGCUGUGCCGGCGGCACCACGGCAACUGUGAGUCCCGCUUCGAUGCGGUGUCCGGAGAGCGGCUGGAGCUAGAGCGGCAACACACCUUCCAGCUGCACCAGCGCUGCCUGCAGGCCAAGGCCAAGAGAGCCGGCAAACACAGGCAGCAGCCACCGCCGGCCAGCAGCGACCAAACCCGGGGCAACCAGGCCAGCAGCGGCACCAUGGAGCCGGGAGACGGGGGCAGCAACGGGGAGCAGUGCCGGAACAGCACCCUGAUCGCGCAGCUUCAUGAAACCGUUAAAAGAAAGCUGGACAGUGCAGCGUCACCUCAGAACGGGGAUCAACAGAACGGAUAUGGAGAUAUCUUCUCGGUGUCCAAGAAGCUCCGACACGACGAUGGAAUAACAGGGGUGAUCGGAUCAUCGAACGGGAUGCCCCCAGUCUCGCCCUUGCAUCAGCUGGACAACAAGCCUCCCAGCGUAGAUUCUUUGCAGUUGAACGGUAGCCAUACUAUCGGACUUGAUGGUGUCAAUAAAAAGUGUCUUCCAGACGCAGGUCUGCAGCUGAACGGGAAUGGGGACGCCGACGACUUCUCUCUUUGCUUGGGCAAGGAAAUGAAGCAGGAGCCCGUGGAUGACUUGCCUUGUAUGCUGUCUGGAGUCGGCGGGUCCAUGUCUCAAAACAAUCUGAUGCCGGAUCUAAACCUGAAUGAACAGGAAUGGAAGGAACUCAUUGAGGAACUUAACAAAUCUGUUCCUGAUGAGGACAUGAAGGAUCUUUUCAGCGAUGACUUUGAGGACAAAAAGGACAAUGAGGCCUCAAAUUCUGCAACACAAACCCCAUCGACGCAGGACAUUCAUAUCAAAACAGAGUUUUCUCCUGCACAUUUUGAGCAGGAUUCCCUUGGAUCACCCCAAGUAAGGUCGUCAUCUUGUGGGCCUUUUGGUGGAGCUUCUUCAGUGCCUACUAGCAGUUCAUCUCCCAUGGUAGGUGGUUCUCAGACUGUGUUCCAGCAGUCUUCUCAGACUGUGACUGAAUCAUCCAACCCGACUUCCAUGCAACCCUCAAGCCAAUCGCAAAACGUGCAGAGACCUUUACCUAAUGUAUUAUUGAGUGGACAGGGUGCUGGAACUACCAAAGAGAUGUCCUCCGCGCACCAGCUUCAGCAGAUUGCAGCUAAGCAGAAGAGGGACCAGUUGCUGCAAAACCAGCAACAGGCUCAGCAGGUCCACCAGUCAGGGCAGAUGACCAACUGGCCACAGUCGAGAACGUCUCAGAGUCCGCAUGGUGUUCAGUAUAGUAUGGAUAAACCCACCAGCCCUUCUGUGUACCCACAAGACUUUAAUAACCAGAAACUUAUGAUGCCCAACUUGAACAAAAACUCCCCACGUGGUGGAGGCUCCUACAUGCAGCCCAACCACGUGAACAUGAUUGGUCAUAAGCCUCCAAACAGCUUAAACCCCAACCAGUCUGCCGGUCCCAAUGCCAUGCUGGACUAUGGCAACACCAUACCUCUCUCUCAUUAUGAGGCCGACUGUGGUCCAGGAGUUUUAACCCCAAAUCAGAGCAAGAAUGUAAUGAUGUCAUACCUUCAGCAGCGACAGCAACAGCAGCAGUCCUCGCAACAGCAGCAGCAGCAGAUGCCUCCUAUGACCGAGGAGCAGAGCCGAAUGUACAUAAUGAAACAAAAGGCUGGAAUUGCUUAUAGACCAUUGGGAUCACAUGGGCAGGACCAGAAUUCACAGUCCAAUGUGCCUCGUGUCCCUGUGUCUGUAGGAGGGCCCGGUGUGGUGUCGCAGGCCCCCGCAGUGUCCAUGGCCGGCAACCAUGGCAAUGCACCUUACCUGAACAGUCAGCAGCAAGCCCUGAUAAAACAGCAGCAGCAUCAACAGCAGCUUCUGCUGGAACAGAAACAGCGAGAGCAGAAGCAGCAGCUACUACUGGAACAGCAGAAACAGCAGUAUCUUAUGGGCCAGAGGCAGCAGCAACAGCAGCAACUCCUGGCAGAGCAGGAGAAACAAAGGCACCAACAGGAGCAAUUACAGCGGCACCUUACCAGACCUCCCCCUCAGUACCAGGACCAGCAGCAGAACUCCUAUCCACAGCAGGCAGUGGGGCCUUUUCAAGGGUCGUCUUCAGUUAUGUCCGGGGUGAACAAUAUGGCACGUCAGACUUCCGGAAGUCCGCGUAUGUUUUCCCAGUCACAGACUAUGCUUCAGAUGGGAGGCGGGCACACAGCUGUUCAACCCUUGUCUUCUGUUGCAAGUUCUCAAGAACGAGCGGUUUCUCAAUACCCCAAUAUGCAGAAUGUGCAGCGGAGUGGAAUGUACAACAUGGGAUCAGGCCUCCCGCAGAUGGUUCCAAAUCAUUCAACGCAGGGGAACAUACCCAAUGGACAGCCUCAGAUACAGAGGCAGCCAAACUUGGGUCAAGGAAACACACUUCCCUCUGGUUAUGGACCAAACCCUAUGGCAAAUCCCGCCCUGGCAGCACAGCAUAAUAAAGCAGGGAUGAACCCUGCUAUGUCUAAGACCCAAAUGCCCAGAAUGCCUGCUGCCCUGGCAUCUCAGAACCCAGCAUGGCAGCAUCAACAAAUGCAGAACAUAAACAAUCAGGCACAAGGAAAUAAUGGCUUGGGUCCGUUCAGUACUGCCAAUCCUGGUUUUCAUCUCCAGCAGAAUCACCACAAGAUGCCCAACCAACCAUUUGGCCAGGGUUUGCCACAAGUUGGUCUCGGAGCUGGUCGCCCCAUGAACUCGCUGAACAGUUCCGUUCCCGGUCAGAUGAUGCCAAAUAUGGCUGCCCAGCAAAGGACAAAUCCUGCCACUCAACAGCCAGCACCUAACCAGCAGGUCCACUCCGUCAUGAACCAAGCAGUGUCAGACUUGACAGCGUUCAGCCAGAACCCAGGUCAGCAGAUGGCAAACCGAGCCGGACUUCACUGUAACCAGAAUUACCAGGUCAGGUCGACGGGUCAGGACCUGCCGUUUGGAUUUGGUGGGCAGUCAGGCAAUGCCGGGUUACAGAACUUGACGGGGGACGCUGAUUUGUUGGACUCCCUGCUCAAAAACAGGACUUCGGAAGAGUGGAUGAAUGACUUAGAUGAGUUACUGGGGAACCAUUGAUACAUAGUCUGGGCUUUUUUUUAUUUUUUUUUUAUAAUCUAUAAUGGUUUUGAGAACAUUUUAGUGCAUUUUAUAAAAAAAAAUAUGAAAAACUAAAAUGUAAAUUUCUUUUGGACCAAAAACCUGUGCCAUUGAGAUACUGUUGUCCCUGAGGCUGGAAUAUGAAAUGGCCUGCUGCUUCCUUCCUACCCCUGUGACCGCAGAUGCCUGGCGCAUCCGUGGGUCUUUCUGCUCACCACUGCCUGCCUCUGUCAUUGAUGAUGGCAGGGCCCCUCUUACUGUCUCUACAAAUGCCUUAUGGGGAGUGAUGGGUUCUCGGUAGCAGAGAGCCAGAUAAAUGCUACUAUCUUGUUUUCUUCUGUAUGUGUAAGCUAUAGCUAAAUCUCAUCACUGUGUCCCCCACCCCCAGUUGCGGCCACUUCAUCAUAAACCCCAAUAUUUGCUUUACCUCGCCCCCAUUGUGAGAACUUACACAUGAGCUGUGAUGCUCUGUUUUUUUUUCCUCUGGUCUUUAUCUGUAAUCUUUUUAUUCCUCUUUUUAUUUUUGUAAUAAUCACUGUUAAUAAAGGAAAACUUUAGGGAAGACCGGCAGCGGUAGCUCCUGACUGUAUGUCCUGUAUCGUCAUCUAUUGCAGUCUAGCUCUAAUUAAUGGCUCCGCUCCACCUUUUUGUAAUGUUAAAAGCAGAAGCCAAAUUUACCAUAUAUUAGACCUGAAAACCUUUCUCCAUCACUGUUUUGCCCCCUGUGCGUCUGUAUUCACUUGAAAAUUCCAAUAUUCGUGAUUUACUUUGUAAGGAUUCCUCUUCAUUUCUCCAAUACCUAUACUUGGAAAGCCACCUGUUGCUCCUACCUUUAUGUCCUCCCAUAAAAUGAUAUUCUUUAUAUGUGCUACAUGACGGUCAGUUGCUCCUUAGCACCAUAAUGCAAACUAUUAACAAAACCUAAGAUAGUGUCAGCUUCAGAUCUACUAAGGAACAACGGAACAAAUCCUUAUUAAAGGAACACUACAAGAUUACCGAAAAGCUGAACACCAUGUGCCCGUCUUUCUUAUUCAUUGUACCCCAUUUUUAGCAUUGCUCCAUCUCCUUAGCUGCUGCCUACCUCCCAUAGAGGACAGUGCAGUGGGGCAGGGCUCCUGCUGUACCCAGUUGCCUUACAGUGAAAAUGAGGGGAAUGGCAGAAUUUUUGAGGGUACAUUUAUACGUACAGGAUCUGCAGGUAGCAGUUGUGAUCGUACCCAAGACAUGUAUUUGAGUCAGAUUUUUUUUUGAUUGAUCCAAUCCUCUUAUGGGAGCGAUGGGUAUUAGGAGAGGAAUUAUGAUGUAUUUUCUAUGUUUAAAUGAUUAGUGUUCUCUUUAGCAGAUCAUCACUUUACAACUUGAUCUACUCUACUAAUCCUGACUUGGUCUUUCUGCUGAGUAGGCGCCUGUGAAGAGACCAAUAUAUUCAGACCAGAUCUCCUGAGGGAAAGUUCUGUCCAAAGCUUCCCUUACUGACUACACUGCAGUGAAUUGUAUGGCGAGGACCUCGUACCAGUACUUUUCCAGAUAUGGCUAUUAUAAGACGCACAUAUAGAACUAUGCAACAAUGCAUUCUACAGCUACCAUAUGUUUUUGGGAUAGAGGUCAUGUUACUGGCUCCCACAGUCUGCCAUAUCCCUUCAUUGUAGGAUGUACCAUAGGUGCUGGCCCACCACUCAUUGGGGGAGAUCUAUCAAAACCUGAUGAGGAAAAGGUGCCCAUAGCAACCAAUCAGAUCGCUUCUUUCAUUUUUAACAAGGCCUCUCUAACAUGAAAGAAGCGAUCUGAUUGGUUGCUAUGGGCCACUGGGUAACUUUCCUUUGCACAGGUUUUGAUAAGUCUCCUCCGCUGAACUUCUUAUUUUUAUGUAUACAGCUUCACGCCAUUAUGGCAGAAUGAAGCAAUUUUCACUCGGUUUAGCACAUCAUUGAAUACUAAAAAUACAUUAUUGGGAAGACCUAAUCCCCCUACCACCCCCACCACUGAGUUUUUUUUUUUUUUCUCACUUUUUCACAACAGUUGUGAGGACCUUUCCUUGUGGACAGUGAUAACACUAGGAGGCAAAAUAAAUGAAUCCUGAGAUGUAACAAUGUAUUUGUAGUUUUCCUCCCUUCUGACCAGUCCGGGGUUCUUCACCAUUGUGCCUUCUGUCUGAUGUUCUGCAGCAUCACCGGGAUCGCUUGGGCCCAUGAUUCCCCCCGGUAACAUUAGACUAGUUUUUGUCUGGGUCAUUUGUUUUGUAAUAAUAAGUCUGAUCUAAAGUUGAUCUUAAUGGCCGGACUGACACUAAUGUAUUUCUACACUUCUACCUUUUGACUAUUUCGUUUUUUGUUUUUUUUAACCUAACAAACUAUGGCGAUUGGACGCUUGGGGUGAAACCAUUAUUAUUGUUGUUCAGACUAGAUCAGCUGUAUUCUUUGGGCCUGGCCAUGCAAGAUUUGCUCUGAACACAUGCAAGUAAACUGGUACAUGAUGGCUUAAAUGGGCACUGUCCUAAAAAAUAACUUUUGUUAUGACCUGGAGAUAUAUUAAGUUUUUUCAUCAGUCGAGGUCUGAGCGUUCAGACCCAAACUGAUCACUAGAUAGUCGGGAUAGAUGUGUGCUAAGCGCGUUUACUCCCAGCUUUAAACCAUGUGACCGAGAAGAUCACAUAAUGCAAAUCUAAUGGACUGUCUCAUUGACACAUAGAAAGCGGGGAGAAUGUGGCCAUCUAUAGGGGGAUAAAAUGAGGUGUCAGACUGUGAUUCAUCUAUACAAGUUUCCUCUGGCGAAAGGAAUCAUCUUAUUUAUAACAUUAGAGAAUCCCAAUCCCAUCCAAACCCAUUCCCGACUCUUCCAUUUAAAGGGGUACUCCGAUGGAAAACUUUUUUUUUUUUAAAUCAACUAGUGCUGACUGUUAGAUUUGUAAUUUUUUUUUUGCCUGACCGCAGUGCUCUCUGCUGACACCUCUGUCCAUGUCAGGAACGGUCAAGAGCAGGAUCGGUUUGCUAUACGGAAUUGUUCCUGCUCUGGACAGUUCCUGACAAGCAGAAGUAUUGGAGGAAAAAAGCUGCGUUGGCGCUCCCAAGGAAGUAACCCAA
Messenger RNA from Hyla sarda, 6368 nucleotides. It is a transcript of the gene MAML1, whose product is annotated as mastermind like transcriptional coactivator 1. Lineage: Eukaryota; Metazoa; Chordata; Amphibia; Anura; Hylidae. Gene Ontology annotation, biological process: positive regulation of transcription of Notch receptor target; Notch signaling pathway. The transcript is spliced from 5 exons. Gene Ontology annotation, molecular function: transcription coactivator activity. The record is from RefSeq and is a predicted model, not a curated record. The coding region runs from base 100 to 3267 and encodes 1055 amino acids. Gene Ontology annotation, cellular component: nucleoplasm; nuclear speck.